Lates calcarifer (barramundi perch) is the source of this 1641-nucleotide messenger RNA. RefSeq names its product capZ-interacting protein. Lineage: Eukaryota; Metazoa; Chordata; Actinopteri; Centropomidae. The transcript is spliced from 7 exons. Bases 133 to 1185 code for a protein of 350 amino acids. The record is from RefSeq and is a predicted model, not a curated record.
AGUGUGUCAGUAGUGACUCUGGUUCUAUAUUUAACCUACAGGCCUGCUCUCUCUCUCUCUCUCUCUCUCUCUCUCUCUCUCUCUCUCACACAUACUCGACAUAAACGAGGCCGCUGAGAGACGACGAGCAGGAUGGAGGAGGAGGCUCCAUCCCGACGCUCUGUGGCUGAACUCGCAGGGAGAUUCAAAGCCUCGGCUCCUCCACACGAUGCUGCUGGGAAUGAAGCGGAUAAACCGGUCAGACGACGACCUCCUCGCUCCUUACAGCUCCCCAAGACACAUGGAGACGACCAGGAGCAGCCUCCAGGUGUCACCUCACCUCUUCCUGCCAAAACCAAGAGGAACUCUGCUCUGAUCGAGAAGCUUCAGGCCUCCCUCGCUCUCUCCCCCUCCACCCAGCUGCCCUCUCCAAAGAGCCCCGGCUUCAGGCUGCUGCCCCCCGCCUUCACCCCACCGUCCCCCGGCUCUGCUCCAGUAACCACGGUAACCACCUUGUCCACGGCGACGCCCACCAGCCCGGUCGCCGCCACUCCAGGGACUGAGGAGGAGGGGCCCAUCUCCUUCGAGGCCCCUCCCACGGUGGCGGAGGGGUCCGUCCUGUCGAGCAUCAACAAGGGCCGAGUUCGACACUCCAUCAGGAGACGCCCUCCAUCUCGCCGCCACAGGAAGUCCAGCAGUGGAGACGACGCCGGUGUCACCAAUGAUGUAACAGACAAAACAACAGCAGGAGGAGAAGAAGGAGGAGGAGGAGGAGGAGGAGGAGGAGAAGUUUUCAAGAAGGAAGAAACAACAGAUGCUUCAACGUGUCCUGAGGAAAAUCAGUCCCAGAAAGAAGAUCAGACAAAGGAAGAGCCCAGAGAGGAAGAGGAGGAGAAGAAGGAGGAGGAGGAGGAGAAGAAGGAGGAGGAGGAGGAGAAGGAGGAGGAGGAGGAGAAGGAGGAGGAGGAGAAGAAGAAGGAGGAUGAGAAGGAGGAGGAGGAGAAGAAGAAGGAGGAGAAGGAGGUAGAGAAGAAGAAGGAGGAGGAGAAGGAGGAGGAGGAGAAAGACAGAUCUUCAUCAGGAAAUAAAGAGGAGCAGGAGAGAAACUCUGCAGAAGAACAGACAGAAGAUGUGACUGAAGCAGCGACGAACACAGAGAGUAAAGAAGGAAAGAGCGAGGAGACGAGUCAGAGUUCAGACCGAUGAAGGUUCAGGUGUUUGGGUUGGUGCAGCCGUGAUGAGUCCCCGCAGCGCUGAGGGAGGGAGGAGGAGGUGGCAGCAAGGCCUGAUGGGAAAAGGCCUGAGACUGAACACAGAGCCGCUGUCUGUCUGUCAUCACGACGUCUGAGGAGGACACUCAGGAGUUUGGGUCCUGUAAAUAAUCAGUGAUAUAAAUUAGGAGUUUAUCGGCUGAUGUGAAUCUGUUUUUACUAAACUUUUACACUGCAACGCUGGAUCUGAUCCUUUUUAUAAGAAUACAAUGUUUUCAUUAUGUUUUCUGCUGUUUGGUGCCUUCAGAGCUGUGACUGAUGAUGAUGAUGAUGAUGAUGAUGAGUGAUUCUCUGUUUGUUUCGAAUGGUGCAACAAAAUGAUAAACUGUUAAUGUUUUAAAACUGGUGACGUCACAUUGUGAAAUUAAAAUGCACAGUUUUGUUAAAUCUG